AUGUCGAUAAAAUGUUUGUUCUUUUUUCAUGGAAUUAAUACAACAAUAUAGUUUAUUUAUCACUGAUUUGGCUGAAUAAAGGGACUAGUUUUACUUUACCACAUGUAGAAUGGUACCGUCUCAUGGAAAAGAAUGGAACCAAUGGUAAGCAAAGAAACAAAAGAAAAUAUGAAAGAGGGAGUUCCAGAAGCAGAUAAUCUCUUAAGUAACAAAGAUAAAACAAAAGAAGAAGAAGAGGAGGAGGGAGGUAAUGGUGGGAUUUUGAACAAUCUGAUAUCCAACUUGAUGGGUGCAACAACAACAACAACAGCAGUAGAUGAAAAAUCUGGUGAAAAUACUCAGAAAUCUGAAUGUGAGGAUGAAGAUGAGAAGAAGAAAGAGGGUUCAGGAGCUGGUAUCUUAGAAAAGAUCAUUUCUCAUCUGCCAGUUUCCCCAAAGGCUUCCCAGGCCCAAGGGACUAAUCUGUGUCGCUGCGGCCCGAAUGUUAAAUUUCGCAGUGGCCGGGAAUCGAACCCAGAAGAUGCAGUUCCAACGACAGAGGAAGCAUCCAUUCUGAUCCACUCUGUGAUUGACUGAAGAAGACUUAAACCACAAGUCAUUUUCAUCGUUGUUGUUGUUGUUUAUGUGACUUGUGAUUUUGUUAUUUCUCUUCACAAACUCUUUGUUUUCCUAUCGGAAUCUUUUCAAGGCUAACGUUGAAGCCAUCAUCGUUUUGUCUAUUU
Molecule: messenger RNA, 722 nt
Organism: Brassica oleracea var. oleracea
Lineage: Eukaryota; Viridiplantae; Streptophyta; Magnoliopsida; Brassicales; Brassicaceae
Exons: 3
Coding region: 133-576 (147 amino acids)
Source: RefSeq, a predicted model, not a curated record